GGCGUUAACGAAUGCGCCAUGUUUCUUCUGAUGUGUGUACGAGCGUUGGAGAAAAGUUUUCGAGCGUAAUUCCGCAUGCAAGCAAAAUGGCUGAUGAUGAUCCGUGGCUCCUGAAGGAAGACGGUUGCUUGAACGUGGACACCGAGUGCAAGAGCAUAAUCUAUCACGCCAGUACAAACGUGCUACUUAUCACCACUGGCAGCGCACAAGUAUACGUGUUCGAUGUAAACUCCGGCGUGAUCUUGCAGAGAAGUUGUCUGUCUGGUAAACCAAAAGGAAAGUUGCAAGGAAUAUAUUUAUCCGAUGGAAUAGACAAAGUAUUAUAUACAGAUGGACGUGGGAUUGGUAUCCGUAGCGAUUACAAUGGAGUGUUACUAUUGGAUACAAUUUUGCAAACUCCAGUUUCGAAAAGCGAAGAUACUGUAAAAUUGGAACUUCUGUUGUCGGAAGCUACAAUACUGCUUCAAUGCCUACAGUGUAUAGAGUUACCAGGAGUAGAACAUUUGCUAGAGGUUGUGCAGGAGCUCUCGAAUAAAAUUGUUGCCGCGCAAGCGACACAGAAAAAGGGUAUUAAGGCUCAAAAAUGGAACACGAUUUGUUUGGAACUACCUCACGGAUCUUUGAAGCUCGUGUGCUCAGGUUUGGUGAUGGAGUUGAAGAGGCAAAAUCGGCAUAUAGCAGCACUGCCGAUUGCUUCUGCGAUUAAUGAACGACUAAAUGGCCUAUUGCCUAGUCUUGUGUUAGAAGGAGGUCCCACUGACCGAGCGUUAAUGUUUAGCGAAGCAGCGCGUCGUAACACUUUUCCAAAAUGGCCACACAUGAAUUACAAGUGGGCUCUGCCAGAUCAGAUGGCACAGGCUGGUUUUUAUCACGAACCAAAUGCGACAGGUGAUGACCGUGCCAUGUGUUUUACCUGUAAUGUUUGUUUGGUAUGCUGGGAGCCAACAGAUGAGCCGUGGUCGGAACAUGAGAGACAUUCUCCAGCAUGUCCUUUUGUCAAGGGCGAAUACACGCAGAAUGUUCCGUUUUCUGUGACCCUAGCGACCGCUCCUGCUCGCGAGGCAGGAGAUACGGUCGAUGUCAUAGGUACUACUAACGUCACUGGCCUCGUGGCUACAGCCUCUUCCAAUGGUUUUGUAAAUAUUUGGAAUAUAACAAAUCAAUUAAAGAGAGAAGUUUCGUUUUACGUAUCGCUCCUGGAUCAAGAGGUAAACAACAAAGAAUUGAUACAGUUUUGCGCUACAAGAAAUUUGCCAGCUCCAUAUUUGAAUCUAGGUUCAGAUACCGAAACACUAUCGGAAUACAAACCUUCGUCGUUUGGCAAGGUCCAACUUACAGCGCUUUCUGUGGUAGGAUCUCCGAAAGAAAGAGCAAACGGCGUUAGCUUUACUUCCUCGUCGUCUAUAAAUAACGAGACAUCAGACCAGAAAAUCCGACCGUGUUUAGUGUGCGGGGUUACAGUGAUAGUUAAUAAUUCCUCGCAAGUAAGAACUUUAGAAAACGUGUGGGCUGCUUCGAGCGAUCUAGCGAGCUCGUCAUCUCUGGUUCGCGCGAUGAACAGUGUAAAUAGUGCUGCCAGUGAUACACUAGAUAUAAUGAAAGUAGCUGGUGAUAGGUACAUAUCGUCGAGAUUGCAUUACUUAGUAUUAUAUGACUUCCAUCAUAAAGCCGCGACCGCGCAUGCCAUGAAGGAAGACAACUCUAAAGAGUCCAAAACUAAGAAGACUCUGUCCGGGACUGGAACGAGUACGAGUUCAAACGGCGGGCGCCAAGAGAGCUUGUAUCAGGAACUUCUUCUCAGUAAAUUUUUAUACGAGGUGCCAGUAAUCGAAGAUGUGGACUCGGAUAUGGUCGCUCCGCCGUACGAAGGUGGUAUCUUUCCGAGUACCACUCUACUCGAUUAUAAAACCGAUUAUAAAACUACUUCGUCCUCCAACUGCAUUUAUUCGAAUUCUAUUGGUAUUUCCAUUGGUCCCGCUCCGACAACAUCAACCCCUUACGAUCCCAAUUUCCCUUCAAUCAAUGGCUCGGCUAACUUCGCAUCAACAUCGGAUUUGACAACAAUGACGAAAAAAGGCUUGGAUAUUACAUUGAAAAUAACCAAAAAAGCCGAACCGGUAGUCGUCGAGACGCUGGCAAUAAACGCCCCGGAUUCUCUUCGCAUCACGUACAUAACUCCGUCUAAGGAUGGCAGACAUUUGUACGUAGCUAUGUGUCCCGCGGCGUCAAACACUUCCACCGAGUCCUCUUCCUCGUCAUUGAACACCAAUCAAAUGGACGUUGACGAUGAAAGUGAUUUCUUCCCGCAAAAGAGCUACAUGUACUGGGACCACCAUGACGGUCCGUCAAUAUCCAGCAAUGUGAUCAACGGCGAAAUUCGCAACGACAACAGUACGAAUGCAUUGUUGCUCGUCUAUGCGUUGGAUUUUUCAGGACCAGUUGUCAAAGUGGCCACAGAACCGCUGAUGAAGAGAGAGUUACCUUCAGAACAAGCACCGGUGGAACAUGUGCUUCUUCCUCUUCAGGAGAAACAAGAAUGCGCUGUAUCUUCUACUAAUUCCGGUGUAUCUGCUGGUCAGGUGCCUGUUGGACAAGUUGCCCUAGUAUGUCGAGACGGUGUGGUAAGAUUGUUGAAUUUAAGCACUCUGAAGACUGUGACAGAGGCGAGAAUAGACGGCAAGAAAUUCAUCUCCGCGACCUAUUGCAACAGUUUGGAGAGGCUCUGUGUGUGCACGAGCGACGGCACGUUGCAUUUCUUUAUUACAGCGGACGAAGAGGAUUCCACCGAGGAAAAAGAGACUGGUGACGACGUGACGAUGAGCACCGCUGAAGGAAGCUAUACCGGCGAGAAUACAGUUCCUAGUACGUCAACAUCGUCCGUCUGUCACGAUCAAUUACUGGCGCACAAAUCCACAUUUUCCUACUCAGACUUACGACUCUUGUAUGAACUCACGAGAUUUGAUCGACAUUCCCCCGCAUACAGCGCGACCGUUCCACCUUGUUGGAGCGAGAUGAUGCAGGCUCAAAGACAACGACGCCAUCCGCAGCAUCUUCAUCAGUCGGAGGAUCAGCAUCACACGAGAACUUGGCGAUUACAGAAUGACACGACUACUUGGGACGAGCACGUGUUCGAGCUUACUCUACCUCGAAAUGCAGCGGGAAAUAUAGGACACGUUGAUGUAAGAUUUACAUUGCACGCGUUGUGCCAGGAAUUGCCAACUAUUCAAGUCACUCUGCUCAAGCAGAAUAUGAAGAGAAUCGGACAACAGAAGACACAAUCCACACCGGUGGACGAGAGAAUCGAUUUCAAUAUAGGAACCGAUCAGAAGAACGAAAAUCCUAUAGUCACAGAGGAGUAUCAGCGUCAGCACAACACUGAGAUUCUCUGUGGCCCUAUCGACCUGCACCGUUGUAUGGAUUUGUCCUGUCGUUCGGGAUGUGUGACGUUAACAAGUCCGAAAUUAUUCCGUUCAAAGGCGAGAACAUUGCUGGUGCACAUCAAAACUUUGAUAGAUCAGAAAGAGGGAGCACCGCCCAAGUCGAAGGCGAAUCUGGCUGAAAGUAAACCACCCACUUGUAAGAAAUUGAAGAUAUUCGAAGUACGUCCACUAGUACCUCCGCAAACGGCUAACGCCGGUGAACGAUGCGACGAAGGUGCGAAUAGCAAGAAAUUGGGGUGCUACGUCGGCUGCAACUGGAUUCACGAGAUUUCCAUCACACUGAGAUCCGUAUAUCCCACGGGCAUACCUAACGAAAGAUUGCAGAGAUGCGCCAUGCUCGAGUCCAAAACCUUCGUCGAUAAUCUUCUGAACGUCGCCUGUUUGCAAGGACCGGCCGACUCUCCCGUCGUGCAGUCUAUCGCUCUCGAUGUUCUGAUAUGGGUUACAUCAAUAAGAUUGACAAGAUUGCGCUGUGUACAGAAUAGUGCGGAGAUGAAAGCUCUUCAAUUGGACACUAUACGUUCCGUGCAGGGACGACUAUCGAGCUUACUGCGAACCUGUCUGUUGCACGCCGGCAGGAGCGUAGCGCACAAAUGCGUCAAACUGAUCGUUCUUUGCAGCGGAGGAUUUUACAAUAUAGAAGAAUCGCCGUCUCCUACCUUCGACGAGGCCAUGCUUACGGUUUUGGUCAACUUGUUGCCGUCGAUUGUUGAAGUUCACUGGGCCGGUUCGCUGAGAUGGCUUCAAUUGCUCAUCACCAGAUUUCUGCCGCUGGAUAGAAAUCACAGCAUCGCCCAGAAGUGUCUCACUUUAGUGCAACAGAUAGCGAACGAACUAUCUAAUAGAGUAAAUCCUUACCACUUGUUGCUUGCGACAAGGUUCGGAUUAUACAACACGCCCUUCGAAACGGAACUUUUUGACCUGGAACCACCAAUGUUACCAAAGUUUAGCUCAAUGCCUGUGACAUACGCAUCCGUUGUAGCAAACGAACAAACAGGCCCGUCUGUUGCCUCAUCGGGUGCUCCGCACUCGUCUAAAAUGUACUCACAAGAUUCGAUCGAUCUGAGGGACUUGCUUACCUUACCCGCACACCCUGCCAGUGAAUUUGUGAUAUCCGGCAAAUUGAAGGCAUUGUGCACGAAUCAUAACAUGAAAGGUCUUCUCGAGGUUGAACCUCUUCAUUUCACUUGUCACGCCGCUUCUGACGGCACCAAGAUGGAAAAGAUCGAUCCUGGUAUGAGUACAAUUAAUAUCGGACCGGCAACUCUGUACGAUAGUACGGCGACAAGCAACAAUGGAGUGCCCGAUAUUAAAACGAUACAUCAUACCUAUAACUUGGACGCUGGAUCGCUAGGACCACACGUUCAGGCUAAAUCGACAGCUACAUUUAGCGAUCUCCAGUGUAUGUAUACGGGGAGAGUAAAGAAGUCGUUCUCGCAACUAUUCCUUGAUGAACAGUCAGACUGUGACGAAGCUAUCGAUAUGUCUGGCGACAACCAGACUUGGCAUAGCGCGGAAAGCAAUAUGCCUUCGCGCAUGUUAAGUUUCUUUAACGACAAGUUAAGCGAACGAAAAGUAACGAAAGAAAAGUCAUCUGUACAAAAUGUCAAUACCGCUGUAAACAAAGUUGAGGAGAGCAAUCCUAAAAAGCGGGAAGAUAUUACAUUUCCAUGGGGCAGGUUAUUGUGUUGGCCGCCUCAACAAGCGUUGGUCGUCGAGCGAAUGCACUCGGGAGCACGUCGAUUCGUGAUUUUAGACUUUGGAUCACCUGUACUGCUGACCGAUCUAAUGAUUCCCUCGUGCAAUGAUCUAGUGUCGCUGUCCAUAGAUAUCUGGACCAAAAGCGAAGAGACAGAUGGGACGCGACUUAUUGUCGCUGGCGACAUUGGAUGUAAACCUCUGAUUGUAUGUGAUUUGCAGCCGCCACCUGUGUGCAGAUAUCUUAAGAUCACUACGAUAGGACGCUACGGAAUGUCUACGACUACGUGUAAAAUACCGUUGGGAGUAUUUUACGGUCACAUGGUUGUUUUACCCGGGGAAGAUUACUCCGAGCUGAGCGACUCUUUGUCCUUUGACACCAAUAUACUCGAUCCUUCUGUACAGCUUACUAUCGACACGCAAUGCAACAUAUUGUCAGCUUUAGCUGAAGAUGUACAAUGCAGAUUUAGUUUAGCUGCUGAGAGAUUAAAGGCGUUGUUGGAUCCGCUGCUUUGUUCGGAAACGCCUAAUGUUAUUCACAUGCAAAAUUAUCUUUAUCAUAAUAAAAUAUCUAGCGAAGGUAAGGAACAGCCGUCGACGAAGAUAAUGACAACAUAUCAGGAGUGCAUUAUGUUCCAACAUCAGUUGAAUGUUGUACGAGGUGUUUGGCGGCGUCUAGAAGCGUGGAAAGGUUUGCGAAAUGCGCCAACGACGUCGUUCGCGAACGCACCCAAUGACAAAUUACGAAUUCUUGGAGAAACUUUGCUUGAUAUUUUGUUGUACACUGUGUACGAAAUUGGUCCUAGUAUAUAUCGACCUACGUCGUUAUAUGAAAUUUUCACUCCGACAAUUUGCGAGAAGUUCUUUCACUCGAUAUGCGUCGUAACGCCAGCGCCACGUUUACAGCUUCAUGCCGUCGCGCUCUUAGCCGGUAUGGCGGGACACCAACCGUGGUGGGGCAACUUUUUGUCUAAUACUUUGAUAAAUCUUUAUUCGUCGUCGUCGACUUACAUUUUUCCGCAAGACAGAGUGUUCAUUUUGUUAACAUUUUUGGGACGGAAGUCCUUGAUAGCCGGAGGAAGUAAGUCCUCGGUUAUCGAAGCUAUGGUUCGUACAUUGGGCAAAUUAUUGGAGCCUCUUACGAAUGCGCGACCGUCUGACUCCAAUCGAUUGGAUAUUACUUUAAUAGGCUGGGUAUUGUUGUUCCUGUCGGUUUGUUUGGACACUAUCGCUCCGCCACCCUGCUUGGAAGAUAAUCACGAAAAAACUAGAGAACAAGGUUUGUUUUCCCGCUGGGAAUUUAUUCAAGGAGAAUCAGCCAUGCAAAGAAGAUAUGUCAAUGCUAAUCGGUCGUCAGCUUCUCGUAGUUAUCGUAAGAGAUUGCAAAAACGUUUAUUGCAUCACAAACAGCAGCUUCAUGAAUUAGAGCAGGCAAAAAAGUCUGCAGCGUCCAAGGGAUUGAUGACUCUUUCGUCGGAUGCCGCUACCUUGUACAACAAAGUUGAAGCGACUCUGAAGGUUCAAGAACGUUAUUUCAAGAAAACGUUAAAACAACAUUCUGCGAAGCAUUACAAGGAAAUAUUUAAGAGAAAUGAAGCGUUGCUUCGCAGUCCGUGCUCCGGUCAAGCGCGAUCCAGUGUCAGCAAAUCGGACGUUAUGGACGUGGAAGUCGAGUACAAUGUCACAAACUUACCGCAUCAGCAUGUAUUGCCGGUGGCGCGCGGUCUUGUUGCGCUUAUUUUACACAAUUCAGCUAAUGUGGACAUGUUUCUGCUAGCUUGCAAGAUAGUCGCUAGACUAGUGGUAUCUACACGCCCUGCAAUUGGUUUGAGCGAACUUAUGACCGAGGGACAACUUUUAAAAUUAAUCAGAUUAGCAACGGACACAUCGGACGUAGCGUGGUCGUCACAUGCCGUUUCCUGUCUUUUAAUGGACUUGCUGGAAGGCGGACGAUUGUAUCCCAAAGCGUGUUCAACUCAUGAAAGUAGCCCACCCGAGGAGAAUUUGGAGUCACUGGGAAGCCAGACGGAAGAAAGUCGCGCGACGGAAGAGGAUUCCCUCGCGGGUACCAGUGCUGCUUCAACCACUCCGUUAACUGAGGGAUUCGUUGAAGGCGAUGCUGACGAAGACGCGCAAGACAACAUUGUGAUGACCUCGAAUACCGCCAGUACAUCAAAAUCGAAUGGUUAUCUGCCAUCUCUUUUAGAAUCCGACGACAGCGAACUUGAAGAUUUUCUAGACGAUAUAAUAGAACAACGUAGCAAAAAUAUGUAUAUAAUAAAGAAGGAUAGCACAGUAUCAAAAAUAUUAACUUCCGCCAUUACUGGGAGUAUUUCUUUGGCAAUGGACGCACGAUUGGAAUAUGGAGUUGAAAUGUGUGUGGAGAUAUCGCUGAGAAUACUGUCUACCGUUGGCAUGUACAAUCUGCCUCACAGUAUAAAUACGACGAUACACGUGCCAGCAGAAGCAAAUCGGAGCAAUCAGCAAUCACGAACGGAAACGAGCGAAAGAAAUCAGGAAGUCGGGAACUUUUCCGAUCCCACUCCUUCUAAUCUUUCAAUGUUAACGAGAUGUUUUAAUGAAACAUUCACAGACUUGUAUCUACGGAGUAACAGUAAGAAUUUGGAACUUGUUCUCCAACUGUGGUUCGCACUGAAUAUGGACGCUACUGGCGAACAUCCAGGACCUCAGUUUGAUGCUUCUUUGACACCUUUAAUUCCGCUUAGUCCAGCAGCUAUUUCUAGCUUAAUAUCCGCCCUAUCUUGGCAAACUGGGAUUUCUUUGCGCACUUGGUGUCUUGCGUUACAGUGUCUAACUAUUGUCUGUAACCAACCGCUUCGAAGAUAUUCCGGGUUAGAUGGCUUUUCUCCCAGUCCUUGUAUGGCUAAUUGCAUUGUUAAAAAUCGCAAUACGGGCCCUAUGUUGUUGCGCCUACUUUCCGGCAGUGGAUUAAACAUCAAUACGAUGGAUAAGCAAUACAUUAUGGCUGGGCCUACAGUCUGUCAAGCGCUACACGAUUUCCUCAUUAGACUGGAAAUGAUGUGUGAUGUUAUCACCACAGACAGUAGUUUUGGGAAUUCCCUAAAGAAACUUCUGCUGAAAGUGGUGUAUCAACUCGUGCAACCAGACGGACCCCUUAUAUCAAGGAAGGGACCUUUAGAUGCACAAUGCAAAUUAAUAAGUUCCGUAGUUAAUUUAAAUUACGUCAAUACCGACUUGGACACUGCCAUGAGCAUAUCUGAAUGCGUUGGUGUAUUGGUUUCUACUUAUUUCAAGGGAUUCGGAGUUGGCGUACAUUGCGGAGGUGCGGUCGAUUCGGCCAAUCAGUCCGGUGGUUUUGGCGGUUUGUUCGCUUACGUGCUUGGUGGCGAUACGAGACAAUGCCGUCCCGCAUCGUGGGACACAUUAAUUGUAGCUCUUAUUAAAUUAGUUUGUACACUCAUUCAGACUCCGUUACCAUAUGCUCAUCAAGAUUACUCGGAGGAGUCGGCGGAAGUCGAAUUGUCCGAAGGGACAUGGAAUUCUAGCAACGGAAACGAUUCUCAUGUUCUCAGCUGGCAAACGGACGAGAGCAAAGCGGCGGAACAACAAACCUCGUGUCGUCUGCAACAACCCAAAACUAACAAAUCUUCUCGACCUUGCUUUGCCGAUACCGUUUUGCAGCACGAGCCGACUAUGAUGCGCUUACUGGGCGCUCUCGGCCAUAGCACCGGAUCUUCAUUGGCUAUGCUCUUGGGCGAGAACGCGAGUGCGGCAUCGACUACUGAACUCGGCGAUCCAGCUUCGAUUCCGGACGCUACAUUCCAACUUCUAACGACUCUCACGAAAAAAGCCAGCGAACCUACACUGGUUCUCAAGCCGCUUUACCAUUAUCUGUCUUCGUCAUCCGAAGAAACCGAGUUGGGAGUGAUGCAAUUGUCCGAGCCUCUUCUUUGGUAUAUUCUGCGAGUAUUGGACAAUCCGUCAUCGUUAUCCAUUUUCACCGCAAUGGGUGGUGUCAAAGUGCUUUGCGAGAAUUUAGUGAAGUCGAGUAACAGUGGCGCUUCCACAGCCUCUGCUUCGCCUGGAGUGAUUGCUCUCGUCAUGGAACAUUUGUCGAAUGCGCCUAACGUCAUGCAAGUGAUGGCGAGCAGUAGCAAGAAGGGAGUCAGUACACUGGAAACCCAUGACGACGGUUUAUUGAACUUCGCACCUCUUGGCACGAUAUCAUGGCUGAAUCCGACCGCGCAAGCAGCGGACGUUCUGAUACAAAAUGCCACCUCGCACAAACGCGCGAGAACGCCAGCAUGGUCCUAUCACUUCUAUCCUGACGAGGCGUGGGUCGAUCUCACGAUUAUUUUGCCAUGUGCUAUUUUGCUUAAAAAGGUGGAACUGCAACCGCAUCACACGGCGUUGUCUACGUGUCCUUCAGCCGUGGCGCUCGAAGUGUCAAGAGAAAGUAAUGGACUACUUACACCAGUUUGUCCGCCAAUGCCAACGGCGGGUUUGACGUACAUACGUAUCACGCUGUCCCAACCGGAGGUCGCGACUUCCGUAUUAGUGCGUUUGUACAAACCUCGCGACUCGACCAAUAUAAAUCUCAGUCAAAUAAGAUUGUUAGGCACCACUGCAUUUGGUGAAAUCAAAACAAAUCCCGAUGGAAUAGACGAGGAACAACUGACGAAGACCAGUUUGGGUUGGCUGCGAUUGUUGCAUCAAUGCUUAUCGGUGAGCACACUGAAUAGCAAUUUGGCCGUCGAGGUGCUUAAUUCCGCGGCUUCGGUCGAAGGCCUGGUCGAGGCAUGUUGCAACCUCCUGUUACUCCCAGCACCGUCUCUCUUCACUCCCAAUCUGGAAAGAGUUCUAUUACAACUCGGCUUACACUCUCGAGAGCUUGGACUCCGUCUCAUUGGUCUUUUGCUCAACAACAGAUCUACUCCUUUCCUUCAAGGGGCCGUAAAUUCCCAGGAAACGUCUAUUGUACAGUUAGUUGUUGAGUUGCUCCAACAACUCUGUUCCAUUCGAGAUUCCAGCACGGAAGCUCGCAUGAAGACCGUUCUCACGUGGCUGCAAACCGCGGCCGCCAAUGAAACACCUAUUACGAACUUUAACGCGUCCGUGAAUCCACCACCGGCUGUGUAUAUUCACUGUAUAUCUUCCAUCAUUUGGAAGACUCAUCAGCAACAAAAUCACAAUUACGAUCUGCAAGUUCUACUGACGGACGAACUGUUCUACUCGCUGUACAAGUGGACUUUGCUUCUCGGGAGCAACUCGGCUUUGAAACAAGCGAUCGAUUCUGUCUUGUGCGCUUUCUGCUACGUGAGGCCGUCGCUCUUGUGUCUGCUCUUGGAAUGGGUGCAAGUACUGGCACCGAAUACCGCGACGCAUCCGUCGAUGGCCAUGUCCGACAACUGUAAGGAGAGCGAGCAAACGGAUGAUAAAAAGAACAAAACCAAUGUCCCAGAAUGGCAUUGCCAGUUCGCGUUGCUGAAACACAAACGAUGUUUACAUCUGACGGAAGGACAGUUGUUGACUGUGGCCGCGGCGGCGCGUUCUCCACCCGGCAUUCAACAACUGAUCGAUUCCGGUCUUCCAGCCUCGCUUACGGCAUCAAUUACAGACUUCUGCAACUUUGAAAAAACCAAACAUCAGCGAAGCAGUAGAAUGGCGUCGGGUGAUACUAAGGAAAGUAACGUGACUGAAGAUGUUUCCUCAACGGACAACGAUAAAGCAGCAGAUUUCAGUUCCAGAUCGAAUAACCACUCUAAUGGAUUGUGCAUGACAAAGCCAGAAAGUAUAGCGGUAGUUAUAGAAUUCUUGACACUUGUGUGCUCGGAAGGAAGAAUGCGCGACUGGCUUGGCAAGGAAGGUUCUGAUUUCUGGUUACCUCUUCUGUCACUUCUUAGCAAUCGUCCUAUUGAAGGUCCAUCCGCGUCAUCGUCGAGUUGCUCGAAAAUAAGCGCGUCAUAUGUGUCCUUGGAAAGCGCCAUGAUUAAAUUCCUGUCGAGGUGUUGCUGGUGCCAUCUGGAAAAUCAGAAGCUGCUGGCCAAAUUUUUAACUGAAGUUAUUUCUCAACAACGAAUUACUUCUAAUGUGCGAUAUCUCCAUGGCAUUUCUGGAUUCACGCGACGAUUAAUUCUGCAACUGCUGUUGGAGGGAGAAAAAGUGUUGGUUUCCGUAACGUCAGAAGCGCCCAUGAAAGUUUCAGCAACCGCAGCCAAUUACAGCAUGCCAUCUAUGCCACCACAUCCCGCUCAUCCUCUUGGUCAUUAUCACCAAUUGUUGUACAUGUCUACACAAGCAACAGUCGCAGAUAUAUUGCAACAAGUAUCAGGAACGUGGCUUCUCUUGCUGCUUCCAAGCGCGUACAAAGGUAACGAAGCAACUUCUAACGGAAAUAACCGCUCGCGGGAAUUGUGGGAAACCGGAAUGGCAUUAGUAGUGGACACGCUCAGUGUGGCCGCCGGGAAUACGGCGAAAGACAAACGGGCCAAGGAAGCAUCGAGCAGAUCUCAAACUCGUGGUCCUAUCAUUAGGAAAUCUCGUUUGAACAGUGAUGGAACGCCGGCAACGAGCAAAGCCUCAAUUAAUAAUGUUCAAGCGAGUCCUGCCAACACAACCAAUCAACAAUAUCUGAUACAUUCGUCUCAUCCGAACACCCCUCUGCCGCCACAACUUACGAUUGCGCAACUUUUGGCAAUAGCCGAGGACAGUGGCGUUUCGUUGUCCGAUCCGUGUUUACAUCUGAUCUUACGUCAACGUAACAAAGAUUCAAAAGAAGACACAGCGAAACAAAACAACGAACUGUUGAACUACAGAAGCAUAGAGAACUCACUGAGCGUUUUCAGCGCCGGUGGUGGAUUAGCGGUGUUGGCGCGUCACUUACCGUUGGUGUACCCGGAUCUCGGCAGACCGUCGUUUUUCGUUGAAAAGUCGCCGUCGCCCGAACAAAUGGACGCUGACUGGGUAAAAUUGGGAAGCACCGACGACAUUUAUUACGGCGCUCUGGCGGACAGUAGAAUAGAUUGCACGCCAAAAGCGUCGAUUCCCGCUCCGUACGUGCCGCCGCAUUCUCUCGUGGCCUUCGGUCUGUUUCUGAGACUACCGGGUUACGCCGAAGUGCUGUUGAGGGAUAAGAAACGGGCGCAGUGUCUUUUGCGGCUUGCUCUUGGUGUUUCCGAUGACGGUGAGGGCGGUGAAGUACUGACCUCGCCGUUGGCUGCCUCGUUGCCGACCUUACCGUUCCAAGUUCUCAAGCAAUUGUUGGACGCCACACCACCGACCACCGACGACGGUCUAUUUCUACGUGAGACCAUCAUAGAAGUGGGCGCCAUGUUGUUGCUGUUGAACUGCCUCGCGAUAUUUACGCAUCAAACCGGACAGAGCGAUGGUUUAGCUGACCAUAAAACUGGUCAGAGCAAUGGUGGCGGUAGCGGUAGCGGUGGGAACGGUGGAAGCAGCGGCGGAGGUGCCAGUAGCAGUAGUGGUAUUGGUGUUGGAGGUGGAGGACGAAGCGACGACACGUCGCAUUUAUAUUGGGCAAAAGGUACCGGUUUUGGUACAGGAUCCACGCAACAAUCGUGGAACGUUGAACAGGCUUUAUUACGCCAACGUUGCGAAGAUGAGCAUGUAACGGUGUUGUUGCAAGUUCUCGCUAGUUACAUCGGCACUUCGGAGGAUAAGCAACCGCAGCGGGAGUUACCUAUACCGUUCCCUGAUUUACUCGCGCGAUCCUGUUUACUUCCGGCAUUGUCAUCGUACCUGCGAAAUGACUCCGUUCUAGACAUGGCCAGGCACAUUCCUUUGUAUCGCGCGGUCCUGCAAUUGCUCCGAGCCAUGGCUCUUUCGAGCCAACUGGCCCCGCUUUUGCUACCGCGCGGCGGUAGAUCGGGAGAACCGUCCGUGGUUUCACUUUUGUCGAGCAUGAGAGUGUGCGUAGAUACAUACGUGAACAAGAUAAAUCGCACAAAGGGCAACAAGACGAACAUGAAGGUGGUCUCUAAGUAUCCCGACGAUACCGAGCAGGACGAAGGAUUGGCCACUUUGAUUCCCGAUAUACAAGAAAGCGCGACUAUAGUACAAAAUGCGACAAGUCGCCUGUCCGGUAUUGGCGACGAGUUACGCGGCUCGAGCCCGACAGCACCGGAAUUACCACUGCGAUCAAGCCUCGAGCAGCGAUAUUUAGAAGUAAUGAAAAAUCUGCAAUUCGAUACCUACGAAAUGAUUACCGAGAAUCCAGACGGUGGGGGUUACAAAUUCGCCGUUUCGUAUCACUUCGAAUCGAAUAUGAGGGCAGCCGGCGAAAGAAGUCAUCCGACGCGAGUUAAAAGAUUAGCUCAGGAAGCCGUCACACUCUCGACAGCGCUGCCUUUGUCCUACAGCAGUAGCGUGUUUGUAAGAUGCGACGCUGAUAGAUUAGAUAUCAUGAAGGUACUCAUAACAGGGCCAGCAGAAACGCCGUACGCAAACGGUUGUUUUGAAUUUGACGUAUACUUUCCUCCUGAUUAUCCUAAUAGCCCAAUGUUAAUAAACCUAGAGACAACCGGCCGUCACACCGUGCGCUUUAAUCCAAAUUUAUACAAUGACGGAAAGGUCUGUCUCAGCGUACUUAACACGUGGCACGGUCGGCCCGAGGAAAAAUGGAACGCGCAUACGAGUAGUUUCCUUCAGGUCUUAGUAUCGAUACAGUCACUAAUCUUGGUGUCUGAGCCCUACUUCAACGAACCUGGAUACGAACGAUCACGAGGUACAUCGAGCGGUGCCCAAUCUAGUCAAGAGUACAAUGCGAAUAUUUGUCAAGCUACCGCCAAGUGGGCAAUGCUCGAUCAAAUACGCAAUCCUUGCCCAUGCUUCAAAGAGGUGAUACACACUCACUUCUGGAUAAAAAGACAUGAGAUUGUUGCACAAUUGGAAGGAUGGAUAAGAGAUAUAGAGAUGCACGGAUCGGACCGCAGAUCCAGUCGUACUAUUUCUCUUAACGUGUUGUCUCUGAGAAGACAUUAUAGAUUGUUGAGAGAGGAAUUGAACAAACUGCCAACGCCGAAGGGAUUAGAAGAUUUAGCUGAACCUCUCGCGUCGCCAGGCUCACCGAUCGAACUGUCAGGAACCCCAGGCACAACACCGAACACACCGUCGACGGCGUCAACAGCCAUCACCACUACUGCCGCCGCCGCCGCCGCCGCCGCUGCCGCCGCCGCUGCCGCUGCCGCGAGCACAGUGACGGCCAAUCCUGUCGCUACUAGCACUAUGAUACCGAUCAGUAAUAGCAGUGCGAGUAGUCACACACAUCACGACAUCGACACGGAUGUCGAGAUGGAAAAGAUGGUUUCGAAAAUGUGUGAAUAGCUAAAGGAUAUUAAUAGACAUUGUUGGACAUUUUAAAAAUCUAUUGUUUGUGUUACGAUAUGAACAAAUAAUGGACUGAAAUCAAGUGCAUAGGUUCGCGCUCUAUCCAGCAGCUGAUCUGCAGACGAUCAGUACAAGCAAAAAAAGUCAUGAUUUUUGACCGAAACACACAAAUAACACUGACACACUGAUGAUUUCUAUUUAAUGAUAACAAUGUGAGAUGAGAAACAAACAAACGCGCAGGUAAAAGAAACAUAGUUGUGGUAGAGCGAGAAAGAAAAGUAAUUUACAAAAAAAGAGAACACAUGAGAGAUAGAGAGAGAGAAAGAGAGAGCGAAAGAGAGAGAGAGAGAGAGAGCGAGAGAGAGGGAGAGGAAGAAUAAGUAACGCGAAUAUAAAAAACUCGAGCGUAGUAGAUACUUUUUAUAGCUGCUGCGCUAGUACGUGUACGCUGCAUUCUACUACUUCGUACUACAGUACUACACCAUAAGUAUACUACAACUGUUAUUCGAUAUUUAUUGUAUAUGUUCCUCGUUUAUGUAGCUUAACGCGGAAUUAGUUGCACUCUCGUGUCAAAACUACGGAUGUUAGACACGUCCUUUUCCUUGCCGCUCAUGUCUUUCGUGAGAGCUGAACAUCUCAAAAUUUCAAUGUUGGUAUCCAACCCCCUCGCCUAAACAAUUUUUUUUUUUUCAAAAUAUACCACAGAACACAAAAUAUAGACCGAACACGAGAUUCAUUCUUUUAGACAAAGGACACUUCGCCAGCAGGGAAUGCAGUAUUCAUUCGGUUGUCGAACGAUCGUCGGUUCACGCGGAAACAUCGGAAUGAAAAUCAGUAAAAUCAGUUAACAACCCACACGUAUACCGUCAAAAUGAUCGUUUCUAAGUGCACGACUUACACGUGCAAGAAUUGUCAUAUAAAACUAAGCAACAAGUCGUGCCAGAGGAAACGCGUAUGGAAACGAAUAUCACAAGUCACUCCCCUUUCACGUUGCUACAAACAAUUUAUUACCACGCGUUGCAGAUUUCCACAUAGCACACUGCGCCUUAAAAUAGGUUGCGAGCUCUCGUCAAUUACCUUGUUCAGAGAACAAUAGUAAUGAUUAAUAUACGCCUUAUGAACUAAGUGUGCAACAAUAAAGAAUACACGUUCUAUUUGUAUAUUUGCAUUUUGGUCCACACAUUACAUUCGACUCGCUAUUUGAUACCUACAUUAAAUUUUUACCGCGAAGUUGGUUGCGUUAUUAAAUAAAUGUAAAUUCGAACAUUUGUCACAAAAAUGAUCGAUCGGAUAUAUCGCGAAUAUAUCGCGCGUCAAAUCAGUCAAAUAUAUUCUGUCCCUGCUCAUAUGGUCUUGACGUUCAGUCUAUAUAUUUGAUUGUGUCUGUGUUCGAAAAUGAAUCGACAAGGAGUCAUCAUGGGAGAAAAAUGUAUAAAAUCUCGAAUGUGAACUUCGUACGCGUAUAAUUUUUGCGACAACAUUUUUUUUUACAACGCUUGAUGCAAUUUAUUUUCUUCUCAUUUUCUUCAUUUUUUGAACAAGUAUAUACAUAUGUGUUGCAUGUACAUGUAUUGCGAGAGAACACAGAGCGCGCAUGAUUAACAUUUUACACUUUCUAAAUUAUCAAUUACAACGCAAUCGAUUGUUGAUAUUUCUUGCAAUUGCUUGUGAUCGUUGCAGUUGACAAGCAAUUUAAUAUGAAGGUAAUCAGAAACGUGUAAAUGAUGAUUACAGUUAGGUAAUUGAUAAUCAUUGUUUUGCACUUUUUUUUUAACCAUUCUGAUUCUUAUUACACAUAGGACAUAGAAUAUCGAUAAUAUGUAGAUAAAGGAAACAAACACAAAAAGAUCUUGGAUAUAUGUACAUAUAUACAUAUAUAUAUAUAUAUAGUAUAUUUCAAAAACCACACACAAUCUUCCGCAGGCUUAUGUGCUUAUUGGGCUUACCGGCAGAGAUGCCAGAUUCUGAACACUUGGUAGCAUGGAGGGGAUGCGCACACAACCUCAGAUCG
Molecule: messenger RNA, 16476 nt
Organism: Pseudomyrmex gracilis
Lineage: Eukaryota; Metazoa; Arthropoda; Insecta; Hymenoptera; Formicidae
Gene: Bruce
Product: baculoviral IAP repeat-containing protein 6
Exons: 41
Coding region: 12-14462 (4816 amino acids)
Biological process (GO): negative regulation of apoptotic process; regulation of cytokinesis; apoptotic process
Cellular component (GO): nucleus
Molecular function (GO): cysteine-type endopeptidase inhibitor activity; ubiquitin conjugating enzyme activity
Source: RefSeq, a predicted model, not a curated record